Molecule: messenger RNA, 1488 nt
Organism: Aspergillus pseudonomiae
Lineage: Eukaryota; Fungi; Ascomycota; Eurotiomycetes; Eurotiales; Aspergillaceae
Product: putative MFS transporter
Exons: 3
Coding region: 1-1488 (495 amino acids)
Biological process (GO): transmembrane transport
Cellular component (GO): membrane
Molecular function (GO): transmembrane transporter activity
Source: RefSeq, a predicted model, not a curated record
AUGGAUAACUCAAAAUCACCGGAGGAUCCUGUGGUCAAGCCACCAGUGGAUCUGGGGAAAGAUGACACGGAGACACAGGUGGUCGUCGCCGACCCGAUUGACGCCUGUGCAGAGCGUGCGCUCGUCCGGAAAUUUGAUUUCCGCAUCCUUCCUGUCCUAGCGAUCAUGUAUCUCUUCAAUAGCUUGGACAAAUCCAACCUAGGGAAUGCAAAGACAGCCGGCUUAGAGGACACUCUCAACCUCAAGGGCGACCAAUACAACAUCAUCCUCAGCAUCUUCUUCAUCCCCUAUGUCUUGACGGCACCAUUUCUGGGCAUCCUAGGCAAGAUGUACGGGCCGAACCUUGUUUUGCCCUGCAUGAUGCUCACCUUCGGGCUGUGCACGGUCUUAGUGGUGGUUGUGUAUAAUUUCGGAGGCCUGAUGGCGAUCAGAUGGUUUCUUGGCAUGUCCGAGAGUGCCUUCUUUCCGCUGGUGAUCUAUUAUUUGACAACUUUCUAUCGUCGAGGUGAACUGGCCAGGCGUCUGGCGAUCUUUUAUGCCGCACAGAGCAUUGCUUCGGCUUUCUCAGGACUUCUCGCCUUCGGGGUUUUCCAGAUCCACUCCGGUCCGCUGACCCCAUGGCGCUAUCUCUUCCUCAUUGAAGGCCUGGCGACCGUUCUCUUCGCGAUUUUCGUCUUCUGGUAUUUGCCCCGCUCGGCAUCCGAGGCGAGCUUCCUCUCCGAAGCCGAGAAGGCACUGGCAUUCACGCGGAUGCAGCUCGACAGUUCCGCUGUCGUCAACGAGAAACUCAACAUUCGCGAUGCAUUCCGAAUCUUUAAGCAUCCCACCAGCUGGGCAGUUGUAGGGAUCCAGAUCUGUCUCGGCGUCCCUCUGCAAUCCGUCCAGCUGUUCCUCCCCCAAAUCAUCUCCAAACUCGGAUACGGAACCGUCAAGACGAACCUCUACACCGUGGCCCCCAACGUCUCUGGCGCUGUUGUGCUCCUCAUCCUCGCCUUCUGCAGCGACUGGACGCGAUGGCGAUUCCCAUUCAUCGCUCUGGGCUUCUUAUUUACCUUCCUGGGCAUGAUCAUCUACGUGGCGAUUGACCCGGAGCAGAAUAUCAAUGUGGCCUAUUUCGCCUCGUUCAUGAUGACCUGGGGUACCUCCGCUCCAUCCGUGUUGUUGGAUGUCUGGUACAACAACAACAUCGCCAGCGAAGGGAAACGAGUCGUCCUGACGAGUAUCGCGGUACCCCUUGCGAACCUGAUGGGUGUGGUCAGUUCGAACAUCUUCCGCAACCAGGAUGCCCCGAAGUACCUGCCUGCGCUCAUUGCUACGGCCUCGUUCGGAGGGGCGGGUAUCGUCCUCACGCUUCUUCUUGGGUUUUGGAUGAUGAUGGAUAAUAAGCGGCGCGAUCGUGCACAAGGGGUUACACUGCGGGCUCUGGAUAUCCCGACCGAGAGGUUGGCGGAGGGUCCCAGUAGUCCGGAUUUCCGGUGGUUUUUAUAA